Molecule: messenger RNA, 2077 nt
Organism: Belonocnema kinseyi
Lineage: Eukaryota; Metazoa; Arthropoda; Insecta; Hymenoptera; Cynipidae
Product: E3 ubiquitin-protein ligase RNF185-like
Exons: 5
Coding region: 367-918 (183 amino acids)
Biological process (GO): ubiquitin-dependent protein catabolic process
Cellular component (GO): endoplasmic reticulum
Molecular function (GO): ubiquitin protein ligase activity; metal ion binding; ubiquitin-like protein conjugating enzyme binding
Source: RefSeq, a predicted model, not a curated record
CUCAACAUGAUUCUCAAGGACUCCAAAACUCGGUUAGUCAAGUAUGCGACAGAAAAAUGAAAAAUAAGGACAAUUUUCACAAUUUUCAAAGGAUCUCUCAAACACCUUACACGAAAAUAAACCCGAGAAUCUGCAGUGCCGAAACCAUGACAGAUAGUUAACACGAAAAGAUUCGGGUGUUAAAAGUCAAAUGGCUUACGUGUUAUUUCGAACAUCCGUUUCUCGAGAAAUCAUGAAAAUCAUCUGCUAGUGCUUGCGCAAUUGUUAUAAUCCUUAGGAUUCGGGUGGUCCGCCAGCAUUUUCGCGAAAGUGAAAAAGCAGUCCGGUGUGCAAAGUGCCAGUUCCGCCUAAAACACACGCCUAAAAAUGAGCCAAGCGGAGGAACAAGCUGGGCCAUCGAAGCCCUCGGGAUCUGCGACGGAGGAGAAAGAAAAAGAUGAUCGAACGUUCGAGUGUAAUAUUUGUCUUGAUACUGCCAAGGAUGCGGUAGUUAGCAUGUGCGGUCACUUAUUUUGCUGGCCGUGCCUCCACCAAUGGCUUGAAACUCGUCCUACGAAACAAGUUUGUCCCGUAUGCAAAGCUGCAAUUAGCAAAGAAAAAGUCAUUCCAUUGUACGGGAGAGGAGCUAUGAAACAAGAAGACCCAAGAAACAAUGUACCACCACGUCCUGCCGGACAAAGAUCGGAACCCGAAGCAAAUGUCGGAUUUCCUGGUUUUGGUUUCGGAGAUGGAGGAUUUCAUAUGUCGUUUGGUAUCGGUGCUUUUCCAUUUGGAUUUUUUACCUCUACUUUUAACAUGGGAGAUGCACGACCUAGUACAGCGCCUCGAGGUACACCGCAAUUUGAAGAAGAGCAAUUUCUGUCGAGGAUAUUUCUCUGGCUGGCGCUGAUGUUCAUUUGUUGGCUUCUUUUGGCGUAACACCAUUCCUAAAAAGGCGCUUUCUAAUUUGUAAACCCACCCGAAAACCGGAUCUAGUACAUUCAUCGACCGCGUUUUACUUCUCCAAUGAACCAAUGAUCCUUUUUAAUUGCGUUUGAGUGACACGGUGACAGUGAGUGAAAGGUUACCCAAUAAAUUCGCAUUAACUGUCUUUCUAGAAAAGAAACAGUGUAAAUUUGCACCAACGUUAAGCUGACAAUGUAUGAGCAUAAUUAUGAAGAAAAAAUGGGGUGACUCGCUUUCUCGAGUCACUGUCUCUUACAUGAGAAAUCCAGGUAAUCGUCGCAAUAAAAAAUGUGAUAGCGAUUACUCAAUUUUAUUAUAUACUUUUUUUCAGCUAUAAGCAUUAAAGCAAUGUUUCUUUAAUGGGUUUGUGAGUACUGAUAAUGUGUACAUACUUUAAAAAUGAGUAACUAGAUGCGCUGAUUACUGUAUCCAAAAUGCAGGAUAUUUUAAUCACUUAAGUAAAUCACUAUAAUACCUGCAUCAUAAUUAUAAAAAAAAGGCUAAUCCAUUCUUUUAUGAAGGAAAGGACUUCAAAAGUGUAUAUAAAUUAGUUUUUAAGAUAUAAAUAUAUACAUAAAUAUUAAUUUCAGAUAAAAAAAAUCGUAUGGAAGUGUUGAGUGUUGGAAUGUGAUUGGUUUUGUUAGUAUUGCUUAAAAUUGAUUUUAUAGAAAGAUUGUAAUAGAUAAAUGACUUUUGAGCAUACUGGUGAAACCAAUCCUGAUGAUAACAAUAUGUUAAGAAUGAUCUUUCAACCAUGCAAAUGAAUAUGUAAUUUUAUUAUUUAAUAGAGUUAUAGUUAUUAUUGCUAAGCGGAAAAAAUCAACGAUACAAGACUCGAUUUGUUUCAAGGCCAUUUAAGAAGUGGUUCAAAGUAUUCUUUUACUUUUUAGAUUUUUAAUUUAAAACAUAACUUCAAUUAUAUGAAUUAAUAGUUUAUUCCUAAUGUAUAUUCUCUUUCUCUCUCUCUUCUUUGAUAUUACAUUCCAGUGUAAGUUGUUUACAACAAAAUUAUAAAAGAAGGAAUUAAUGUUCGUGGCAGGUACGAUGAACAAGACUGUUUUUCAAUUCAAUUUUUCGAGGUUGAUGAUUGUAACGAUAAAAGGAAUAAAUGGCAUUUAGCAUAUCAAAUCGU